AUGUCCCCUCCCAGUAAAUUGUGGCAAACAUUUACUAAAAUAAACCAAAUAUCGGCCAAGUGUAAUUUAUGCAACCAAAUCAUAAAAACCAGUGGAAAUACGUCAAAUCUUAAAGCACAUCUAGAAAAGCAUACCAAGAAGAACGCGGAUGAAACCGAAGGUACAAGCACAACCAAGAAAAAACAGGUUGCGAUUUCAAGCUUUGUGUCUUGUAGCCAAAGUAGUAGCCAGGUCCAGGAAUACGGAAAACGAAAACGAAAAAAAUCUUCUAGUUUGGACAAUGUGGUUUAUGAUCCAGACGAUCCAGAUGAGAUAUCAUCAAUAGCUGUUGGCGGUUCCCAAUAUCACCGUAUAAAUGAAUCAAUUUCUUAUUAUAUCUGUAAAGAUAAUAAGCCAUUUUCUACUGUUGAGGGAAAGGGAUUUCUUCAUAUGAUGAAACAAGUAUGUCCAUUAUACAAAGUUCCCUCAAGAAAUACAAUGAAAAAUAUUAUAGACCAAAAGUAUUCCACUAUUGAAACGCGAUUUCGUUUAGCAUUGCAAGAUAUUAAUUAUUUUUCACUGACAACUGAUAUUUGGACUGAUACCCAACAGAUGAAUAGUUUUCUUGGUUUAACUAUACAUUUUUUGGAAAACCAAUCUUUACAAUCUGGUACUUUUGGAGUCAUUGAACUUAAUCAAUCACACACUGCCGAGUACAUAUCCAGAGAAAUAUCAAAUUGUUUAAAUAGAUGGAGUGUUGACAAAUCAAAAAUUGUAGGAAUUACUAGCGAUAAUGGGGCAAACAUGGUGAAAGCAGCUAAAGAAUUAUUUGGUGUUGAAAAACACAUUCCAUGUUUUGCACACACAAUCAAUCUUGUGUUUGAAAACGUAAUAAAAAACACUGAUUCGUUAUUAAAUCUCUUAUCAAAAGUGCGAGAAGUUGUAAAAUAUUUCAAACGCAGUACACAUGCUAGUGAUCAGCUUAGGAAAAGGCAAAUUGACGAAGACGUCAGCACGCGUUGGAACAGUGUAUAUUACAUGGUGCAACGGUUUCUAGAAUUGUCUUCAUUAAAGAACCUUCAUUUCAAAGAUCCUGUUGAUUGUUACAAAGCUAUUGCAGAGUUAAAAAAUUUAGAAUCAGCAUCAGACCAAAUGGUUAUGCAAUACUUAGGAACACCGGUUAUAAAUCUCUCCCGAGAUCCUAUUGAAACAUGGGAAGAAAUGAAAACGUUCCAUCAGAGAGGCUGUUCUCUAAGGCUGGAGCCACGUUAUCAAAAGAACGCAACAGGUUGUUGGGAAAAAAUGCUGUCAAAAUUACUAUUUUUAAACUCAAUUGAUGAUAAAUACUGGUUUUGA
Messenger RNA from Macrosiphum euphorbiae (potato aphid), 1335 nucleotides. The record is from the annotation of a GenBank genome assembly. Lineage: Eukaryota; Metazoa; Arthropoda; Insecta; Hemiptera; Aphididae.